This is a messenger RNA of Polypterus senegalus (gray bichir), 5412 nucleotides long. Its product is annotated as pituitary adenylate cyclase-activating polypeptide type I receptor-like. Gene Ontology annotation, cellular component: plasma membrane; neuron projection. The record is from RefSeq and is a predicted model, not a curated record. Bases 204 to 1550 code for a protein of 448 amino acids. NCBI's taxonomy places the organism in Eukaryota, Metazoa, Chordata, Cladistia, Polypteriformes, Polypteridae. Gene Ontology annotation, molecular function: G protein-coupled peptide receptor activity; peptide hormone binding; vasoactive intestinal polypeptide receptor activity. The transcript is spliced from 14 exons. Gene Ontology annotation, biological process: adenylate cyclase-modulating G protein-coupled receptor signaling pathway; cell surface receptor signaling pathway.
CAGCACCGCUGCACACAGAGCUGCAGUGUGUUGAAUAUCGCACACACUAAACAUCUUCUAGGACGGGGAACUGUUUAAAUAUUUUGAGAUGAUAUAUAACACCUGUUCUACUUAUUGGUACAGUCACCUUAUUACCAGAUCAGCAAUAUUCCAAUAAAUGAAAUUCUCUGAGGGCUUUUGACAUCUGAAAUUCUACAAUCAUCAUGAAAAUGUUGCUGCAUCUUUGUUUCCUACUUCUGCCUCUGGUGACUGCUACACAUUUAGAAUGUAUAAUCAAAAGAGAGAAGGAACAGUGCCUCGAGAAGAUUAGACGGGAGAAAUCCACAAAUGACUUCAGUUUAGGGUGUCCGACAGAAUGGGACAAUAUUACUUGCUGGAAGCAUACUACUAUUGGGGAAGUUGCCAGUGUUCACUGUCCAGGGUUUUUCCGAAUAAUAAGUUCAGAGGAUGACCUGGGUAUCAUUAGCCGAAAUUGUACUGAAGAUGGCUGGUCAGAGCCUUUUCCACAUUACUAUGAUGCCUGUGGUAUAAACGACAGUGAAAAUGAAACAAACAGCCAGGACUUGUAUUAUGUGUCAGUGAAAGCACUAUACACGGUUGGAUACAGUACCUCACUUGUUUCUCUGACGACAGCUAUGGUGAUUCUCUGUCGCUUCAGAAAACUACAUUGUACCAGGAACUUCAUCCACAUGAACCUUUUUGUAUCAUUUAUUUUAAGAGCAAUAUCAGUUUUUAUUAAGGAUGGAGUUCUUUACGCUGAAGAAGAUGCUAAACACUGUUUUGUUUCAACGGUUGAAUGCAAAGCUGUCAUGGUGUUUUUCCACUAUUGUGUUAUGUCAAACUACUUUUGGCUGUUUAUUGAAGGCCUGUACCUCUUUACUCUGUUGGUGGAGACCUUCUUUCCUGAAAGAAGAUACUUUUAUUGGUAUACCAUCAUUGGCUGGGGGACCCCCACAGUUUGUGUGACCAUAUGGGCUGUACUAAGAUUGCACUUUGAUGACACAGGAUGCUGGGAUAUAAACUACAACAAUACCCUGUGGUGGGUGAUCAAAGGACCUGUUGUGGCCUCAAUUAUGAUAAACUUUGUUCUUUUUAUUGGAAUUAUAAUUAUCCUUGUGCAAAAACUCCAGUCACCUGAUAUUGGAGGCAAUGAAUCCAGCAUUUACUUGAGAUUGGCUCGAUCAACUCUGUUGCUCAUCCCACUCUUUGGAAUUCACUACACUGUAUUUGCCUUUUCCCCAGAAGAUUUCAGUCAGAGGGAGAGGCUUGUGUUUGAACUGGGACUUGGAUCAUUUCAGGGAUUUGUAGUGGCUGUCCUGUACUGUUUUCUAAAUGGGGAGUUUCUCCCUAAAGGUGCAGUCAGAAAUAAAGAGGAAAUGGAGGAGCUGGAAAGUAAACCGGUACUUUGCUGUGGAUUUCAAACAUCGUCAUCCGUCAUUGGCGAGCAGCGGAGUGAACGGGGGGACCCAAUUGUCCAUUCUGAGCAAGAGCAGCUCUCAGAUUCGGAUGUCGAGCGUAAAUGCAGAGAACUUGGCAACAUGAAAUGUUAACCAGUUUCGCUGAGUGUGAAUUUCUGAAGAAAGAGCAGGCAGCACCAUGUGCCUGGUGCCUUAGAGAAAUUUAUAUACUAAUAUAUAUAUGAAUCAUCUUUAAAAGCAAAGAAUAGGUAUUCCUUGUACAUAUCAUAAUGGUGGAAGAUUUCAUUUUCUAAAAAAAACAAAAAAGUGUACCGAAGUCAUAACAUUUAUUUAAUUCAAGAUGAUUUAAACGGUCUCAGAAGGUGUUUAUGUUGUGUGCCACAAACUAAGCUAUAAAAUGUGACCUUGUUGGAUUUACAAUUUAUGCUUUAUGAAAGGGAAAAUACAUUCUGAAAAAUGUGUUGGAACACAUUUUGCCUCUUUGAUGUUUACAGUGUAUGAAAUGAGUUCAGUAUAAAUAAUCUGUCAAUCAUCCAUGCAGCAGGUAAUGAUUACAGAAUUCUUUUUUCAUUGUAUAUUUUAACUGCUUUUUAUAGAUGGUCUUUUGUUUAACAACGAAAAAAAAAAUGACUGCCUUUACAAUUCUUGAUUAACCAGGAGAGCCGACCCACUUUACGUAAUUGUGGUGAAAAGUAACAACUGGAAGCAGCGGAUUGAGUACUUACUGUAUGUGAGAGUAUUUGUGGCAAACCGAAGCCCGACCUCUUUAGAGGAGUCCUCCUGCUGGCCUCUUUACCUUGCACAAUCAUUCGAGGAGGUUGCAAAGUUCCUAACAUCUGAAAAUGUUACAGUUCUGAGCUAUCUGAUUAAAAGUGGAGCACCCCACAACUGCUGUUUCCAGAGAAGUUAGCAAACAUAUCGCCAGGCAUUUCUCUUGAAGUGAAAACAGUGUAUAUGUGGUGUUUGGGGUCCCUAAAACAUUAGAAUUAUUUUAACACUUUUGGAUUAUGCUCUGUAGAGUCAUCAUUUUAAAUCAGUUUUGCACUAGAUUUGACUAGCUGCAGUUUUGGAUUAAAUGUGACCUCACCACCUUUACCCUGGUUAAUCAACAGUUGAAUAUAUAAAUGUAUAUAAAGUGUUCUCCGGAAAUGAACAAAUACUGUUUGUAAAACAUGUGCCAUACUGUAUUAUAUAAGAGCAUUUAACACAUCUUACUGCAUUUACUUAGAAAAACCAGCAUUCCUUCAUACAUGUUACAUAGGUGGCCUUCAUUUCAUGCUAUGUCUUAAAGACAGACUGGUUCAACCUCCUGAUCUCAUCAAAUGACAAAAGAUGAUAUUAUCUUUAUCUUUGCCAAUCUAUUAAAAGUCAUGUACUGUACAGUAUAAGUAAAGGUUGUUGUCUACAAUGCUCUGCAAAACAAUGAGAAAAAAAAAUAUUCUGCGGUCAUGUAAAGGCGUUGAUGGUAAAAACAAACAAAAUAAAAAAAAAAAAACAGUCUAUAAGAUAAGUAUCUUUACCAAAAACUAUUCUCAUGAAUCUGAAUCAUGAGAUGAUGUAUAUACUGUAUAUACCUGUGUGUUAGACAGAGAUCUCAGUGUUUUCUUGUAAUGUAUUCUGUAGUAAUCUUGAGUUCAAAACUGCUACUGGAGUCCAAUCUGUAGAAUUUUUUUUAUAUAGAAAUGUUUCUUACAAUGUUGUUUGUCAUUUCAAUAGUGGUUAGGCCAGAAUUGCCAUACGGCGAUAUAUCUGCUCAAUACUAAUGAAAGGAAAAGGGCGUUCAUUCAAUGAAGACAAUUAAGCCAGUAUGGUUCAUAAAUUGUAGAUGUUAAAAUGGAGCUGAACAUAAAGAAGGGAAAGGCUUAUUUAGGUACUGCUGAACAAAUACUAUUAAAUUAAUAUGCUGCCUUAUGGCAUCUAUGUGUAGGUAGAGUAUAAUUUAUAGGUGAUGGAGAUGCCAUGCAGGUAUUGUUGCUCAUAUUUGUAUUUAGAUUUUUUUUAACAAUAGUCCAAAGGAUAGUAUUGCAUUCUGCUGUGUUUUUAACAACACUUUUAGAGUCAAAACACAACAUAACAUGAAACCAAUUUGCACAAUGCUGAUAGUAAGUUUGAUUUGCUUUCUUCUUAAUUCAAUGAUUUGUUUUAAUUUCUUAUCUUCACCGCUUGCUCCCAAAGUGCCUUUGGUAGAAAUAACACUUAAAAAAAAUGUUCAUCAGUGUUAUUCAGGCAGGUGUUCAAAUAAUAUUUAGAGAAGACAACUAAUAUUAAAUGUUGUACUUGGGAAAUAAGUAUCUUUUAUUAUGCUAUAACAAUGUAAUUGACCAAAAUUGACGCAAUUCAACUCAUUUCGCCUUAUGGAUUAGCUUAGAUCUAGUUUUUGGAUGAAAACAAUAAAUUAAGCAAGUACUUAAAACUGUAUAACUGUUAACAGGUGAUACAAAAUUUUUUAUACUUUUGCAGUUAAUGGAUGUUGCAAACAUUUUGUACAUUUAUUACAUGAAGAUUAUUGUUUAUUUGAAGGAAAAAAAUGUAUGCACAGAUGGGAAAGAAUUACUUUAAAUUAUACCAAUGACAUUGUCUGAAUUUUAUAAUGUGUAUUGUAUAUCUAAAUAAUCAAUUAUAUCCCAUUAUAUACGACCUUUCUUCAUUGUGUGGGGAAACCACAGCACUACCAAUGGUAACACAGAUGUGUGCAGAGAAGCAUGGCGUUUUUUUACGUUUUAUUGUACAUGCAACACUGCUUAGAAACAAAUUUAGUUUGGUUCUUCUUAAAUGCAUAAAAUAAGUUUUAUUACAAGGAGUAUAUAUUUUUUACAUUCCACUCAGUCACUAUUUUACAAACACAUCCAUUAAAAAAAACAAUUACCAAACAUUUGACGCAAGUUUUAUCUUUGUGACAUGCAAGAUGAACAUAGGUUAAUCUUAGUAGUAUAUUAUUAAACUUAAAUUAAACAUUUUGCACCUCUAAAUGGAAACACAUUACUGAGGUGGCACAUAAGUCAGUCUGUCUACUCUCACUCCCUGUCUUGCUUGGCAGAUUUAUAAGAUAUCAUGAGGUCAGCUAAAGAUCACAUAUAAAUAUCUGUGUUUUAGUAUGUAGCACUAUCGGAAUGGAGUGAUUUUAUAGAAACGUUUUGUACAGUUUUGUUUGAGUGGAUAAUAAAUAAAGCUACCUUACCCUACAUAUAGUAUAGGCAUAUAUAAAUGUGCAUGUACUGUAGAUUGUAUUUGUUUCUGUAUGGACUCCUCUGACUUAGUUUAUAAAAGACUUAAUACAAAGUAUCUAUUUUUAAAAAAUCUUAUUUAAUUUUUACAUUUUUCAAUGAAAAUCAGUUCUUGUUUUUUUGAGUAAAAUAUUAGUAAUGCGGUGAUGCACUGACUUCCAAAGUUUCCCUGUGUGAAAUUGUAGUAGUAGGAGUAGUAGUAGUAGUAUCACCACAUGCAUAGAAUGCAGUACAAUUCUAACUAGCAUGUCCAGUCAACAUGUAAGGGGUGAUAUUUGUGUGAAUGUCCUCUGCAACAGUCUGGAAUCUCUGCUUGUGUUGGUUCCUGACUUCACUUUCAAUUGCCAGAACACCUCCCAAAAUUCUAAAUAAAAUUAAGCUGGUUUCAAUAUGCUGUGUCAUGAAUUAAAAGUUAUCUUCAACAGCAUAUAGUGUAGUGCAUUCACAUCACUUGCUGUAAUCUUGAUUUAGAAAGUAAAGAAUCUAUUUUAGGUUUCAGUACUUUAUUUUAAAACAUAACUAUGUAAAAAUAAUCUUUUAUAUAUGCAAUUGUGUAUAUAAUAUGCAAUGCAAUAUUUCAUUUUACAUUCAGCUUCAGCACCAACCUAAUACAUUCCAGAGAUCUUAGAUAAAAACAUAAGAAAUCUGACAAAUGACAGGAGACUAUUCAGUUCAUCUGGUUUGUUUGUUUAGCUCCUAGCUAAGGUGUCCCAUAAUUUCAUUCAGAGGUUUCUGCUUCAACUACACGACUUGGUAGUUUGUUCAAAAUU